AUGGGGACUUCUACUACGAGUCUAUCAGACGAUAGACUGCUCAGCAUAAGCCGCACCGAACCAUCAUCCACUCCGGUUUCUGAGAAUGAGCAGCAGGCUAUUUGGAAAACCUGCUCGGUCUUCCAGAGGAAGAUGUUCUUGGGGGCUACCUAUUUCAGUGAAAUUGAUAUGACAUCAAAAGAUUUACCAGUGAUCGUUCGCGCAAAACUGUUUCGAUCACCGGGAAAAGACGCCGUGACCAUGGAAAAAGUCCUGGAUUGCAAUCUGGGGAACUCACUCGAUUGCACCCGCGUCGGAGACGCCGCGGAGAAAGAUAUCCACGGCAUAGCCACAAUGGCCGCGCAUGCAGAUACACAUGCCGCACACUCGAAGAGGGAGGUUCCAUCGAUUCAGAACCCGGCCUUCUCUCGCUUCUGUCACGCCAGAGGUACUCCAGCUACUUGGCUUACAAGCUGGGUAAGAUGCAGCAGCAGGUUCCAUCGAAUCCGAUUCCUGGCCUUCUCUCGCCUCUGUCAUCCUUGACAGACUGUGUUGGACGGACGGGACGGCGUGAGUUCCUCAGUCGUGCUAUCUUACCCAGUCACACAGCCACAGACUGAGCGAGAAGAAG
Molecule: messenger RNA, 610 nt
Organism: Aspergillus costaricaensis CBS 115574
Lineage: Eukaryota; Fungi; Ascomycota; Eurotiomycetes; Eurotiales; Aspergillaceae
Exons: 2
Coding region: 1-522 (173 amino acids)
Source: RefSeq, a predicted model, not a curated record